AUCGAAUGUACGCGUCGUUCGACGCGUUUCGAGAAGAGAGCGUCGAGAAAUUUCGAAAAGAGAGCGCCGGGGUAUAAAUACGGCUGAAAUUUUCUCUUCGCCACAAUUGAAUUCAAGCAAGCGACGUGAUAACAUCACAAACCAAAACAAGCGACUAGCUGAACAAGCUAAAAAUACAAACUAAAGAGUUUUAACGAUUUUCAACAACAGUUUAAAUAAAAUCCAAGUGAAAAGUAAAGUUUAAACAAAUUAAGAAAGAGAUUUCCACAACAACAACAAAUAAAAGCGAUUCAUCUCGAGCGAAGAAUCAGAGAACACACAGAAUGCCAGCCAUUGGUAUUGAUUUGGGCACCACGUACUCGUGCGUGGGUGUCUAUCAGCAUGGCAAGGUGGAGAUAAUUGCCAAUGACCAGGGCAAUAGGACGACGCCCAGCUAUGUGGCUUUCACAGAUUCGGAGCGCCUCAUUGGCGACGCGGCCAAGAACCAGGUGGCGAUGAACCCCAAGAACACAGUAUUCGAUGCGAAGCGUCUAAUUGGACGCAGGUACGAUGAUCCCAAGAUAGCGGAGGACAUCAAGCACUGGCCCUUCAAGGUGGUCAGCGACGGAGGCAAGCCCAAGAUUGGCGUCGAGUUCAAGGGGGAGCAGAAGCGUUUUGCGCCCGAGGAGAUCAGCUCGAUGGUGCUGGUGAAGAUGAAGGAGACGGCGGAGGCGUACCUGGGCCAGAGCAUCACGGACGCGGUCAUCACAGUGCCCGCCUAUUUCAACGACUCGCAGCGCCAGGCUACCAAAGAUGCCGGCCACAUAGCCGGCCUGAACGUGCUGAGGAUCAUCAACGAGCCGACGGCGGCGGCACUGGCCUAUGGCCUGGACAAGAAUCUGAAGGGCGAACGCAAUGUGCUCAUCUUCGAUCUGGGCGGCGGCACCUUUGAUGUCUCCAUUCUAACCAUCGACGAGGGCUCACUGUUCGAGGUGCGGUCAACGGCUGGAGACACACAUUUGGGCGGCGAGGACUUUGACAACAGACUGGUAACCCAUCUGGCGGAGGAGUUCAAGCGCAAGUACAAGAAGGAUCUGCGCUCCAAUCCUCGCGCCCUGCGCCGCCUGCGCACUGCGGCGGAGCGAGCCAAGCGCACGCUCUCGUCGAGCACAGAGGCUACCAUUGAGGUGGACGCGCUGUUCGAGGGCCACGACUUCUACACGAAGGUGAGCCGUGCCCGGUUCGAGGAGCUGUGCGCCGAUCUGUUCCGCAACACACUGGCGCCAGUGGAGAAGGCGCUCAACGAUGCCAAGAUGGACAAGCAGCAGAUCCACGAUAUUGUGCUCGUCGGUGGCUCGACACGCAUUCCCAAGGUGCAGAGCCUGCUUCAGCAGUUCUUCGGCGGCAAGAGCCUCAACCUUUCCAUCAAUCCCGACGAGGCGGUGGCCUAUGGCGCCGCAGUCCAAGCAGCCAUACUUAGCGGCGACCAGAGCGGCAAGAUCCAGGACGUGCUCCUGGUGGACGUUGCGCCCCUUUCAUUGGGCAUCGAGACUGCCGGCGGCGUCAUGACCAAGCUGAUUGAACGAAACUCCCGAAUCCCGUGCAAGCAGACGAAGACCUUCUCAACGUACUCUGACAACCAGCCGGGCGUCUCCAUUCAGGUGUACGAGGGCGAGCGCGCCCUCACGCAGCACAACAAUUCGCUGGGCACGUUCGAUUUGUCUGGCAUACCGCCGGCACCGCGUGGCGUGCCCCAGAUCGAGGUCACCUUCGACAUGGACGCCAAUGGUAUCCUGAACGUGACGGCCAAGGAGAUGAGCACCGGCAAGGCCAAGAACAUUACCAUCAAGAACGACAAGGGCCGCCUGUCGCAGGCAGAGAUCGACCGCAUGGUGAACGAGGCCGAGCGCUACGCGGACGAGGAUGAGAAGCACCGGGAGCGCAUCACGGCUCGCAACAGCCUCGAGAGCUACGUCUUCGGCGUCAAGCAGGCCGUGGAGCAGGCCAGUCCCGACAAGCUGAGCGACAGCGACAAGUCCUCCGUGCUGGAGAAGUGCAGCGAGACCGUCAAGUGGCUCGACGCCAACACCACAGCCGACAAGGAGGAGUUCGAGUACAAACUGAAGGAGCUCACUCAGCACUGCUCCCCCAUUAUGACCAAGCUGCACCAGCAGGGACAGCCGCAGGGCAACGCCAACUGUGGUCAGCAGGCGGGCGGCUUCGGUGGUGCCGGUGGCUACCAAGGACCCACCGUGGAGGAAGUCGACUAAAUGCAUUCCCCCAUACUUCUAGUAUUUAGUUUUAACUUUAUGUUCCUCGGACUGAUUAAGAUUUUUGGUUGAGAUAUAGCCAUUAAUUUUAUGCCAAACACUCACUAGUUAAGAGAGCUAAUUGUUAAACUAUUCCUAAGUUAGCAACAAAUUAUAGAAUAAACCAUUAAUUUAUUAUUUUAAAAAGAAA
Messenger RNA from Drosophila montana, 2439 nucleotides. Its product is annotated as major heat shock 70 kDa protein Ba-like. Gene Ontology annotation, cellular component: cytosol; cytoplasm; plasma membrane. Lineage: Eukaryota; Metazoa; Arthropoda; Insecta; Diptera; Drosophilidae. The record is from RefSeq and is a predicted model, not a curated record. The transcript has a single exon. Bases 324 to 2249 code for a protein of 641 amino acids. Gene Ontology annotation, molecular function: ATP-dependent protein folding chaperone; ATP binding.